Messenger RNA from Bursaphelenchus xylophilus (pine wood nematode), 7892 nucleotides. The record is from the annotation of a GenBank genome assembly. NCBI's taxonomy places the organism in Eukaryota, Metazoa, Nematoda, Chromadorea, Rhabditida, Aphelenchoididae.
AUGUCGUUUCCAUUUCCCGAGGACUUUGUGACACAGGCCCCGGUGAUCUCAACCAAACGCUUGCUACAAAUUCUGGAAGCGGUCUACGGAAUCAAAUCAGCAAAAUGCACAAAGCUCACUGGUUAUGAUGAUCUCAAUUUCCUUUUGGAGGAUGUUCGUUAUAAGGAUGACGUCUCAGCGGGGCGAAAAUUAAUUUGCAAAUUUUCGAAUCCAAUCGAAGCCAGUUUGCCGGAUUUGAUGAGUAAGUUUGAGCCUGUAAUUGAUUGGACGUAUUUUACAAAAAUAUAGGCCAAAUCUUUUCUCCAAUUUCGCGGAUUUUUCAAAUUUUUGAGGGUAUGCCCUUGGGAUUUUAACCGCUUGGGAAUGAUUUUUUUAUUUUUUUUUUUUUUUUGAUGGUUUCAAGUUAUUCUACUCAAAAUUGCAAGACUUCUGAACCCGGGUUUGCCACAACUAUCCUCCACCACACCCGAGCUGCACACAAUUUUUAAAGUUGUCAGGAUGUUUUGAUUUUUACCAUGACGAAAUUUAUACUAGAUCCCAAUUAAGCAUGGCUGCAAACCGGGCCAGCCCGGCCCGGCCCGGGCCGGGCCUGCGGGCCGGGCCUAAAUCUCCAAGCCCGGCCCGGUUCGGCCCGGAAAAUUUUUGUACUAGGUUGGAAAGAAAGCAGGAAAUGAAGGGAAAAUUAUGGCACAUUUUCACAAAAUGUAAACAAUAAUUUAGCAAAACCUAUACAUAGUGCAAUUGCCGCUUGACUAUUUUUAUAAAUUACUAAGUCACCAUAAAUUUUCUUACCAUAUGGUUACAAAAAAUCAUAAGCUUUUGUGUAGAGUCACCCAAAUUUUAGCAAAAAUAUUUUAUCACAGAUCUUUUGUCGGAUCUGAAAAAAGCUACAAGCGUAUUGCGUAUUUUUGAAAAUUUUUUCUUUUUCUUUUUUUGCCUGCGUAUUAACUAUGAGGUCGCACUUAAGAAUUUCUAAAAAUUUUUUUCAAAUUGACUGGAAAAUUAUUUUUUUAUUUGGGCGAGUGGUAAAUAAGGUCACUUUACGUUCGCUAUCAGCAUUGUGUUCGAAAAAAUGAAAAAAAUCUAACGAAAACCCUAUUUUUCCUUUUUUUCCGGGCAAAAUCCAGAUUUCAAAAAAACCGGGCCGGCCCGGGCCGGGCCGGGCCUGAAAAUCGAAGCCCGGGGUCGGGACGAGAAAUCAGUCGGCACGGCCCGGGCCGGAAAAUUUUGGAAAGCCCGGCCCGGAGCCAUGCCUACCAAUAACAGAUUUUAUAUCAAACAUGCAUGGGAGAUCGACAGGAUCUUGAGAACGGCUAGGGCAGCGCUGGCCCCCAACCCGUUGAUUACAUUCCUGUGUAUUUCAAACAAUCGCAGAGCGGUGCCGCACAAACUAGGAUUGUAUAAUACAAGGGAAAGGGAGCGGGCACGAUGUUUGUUUGGACGAUCAGUAAUGCUACGGCUGUGAAAUAGUAGUUAAUACAGAUGGUUUUGCCGGUCUGAUUUUACGACUUCUCGGCAGAGACUUUUGACUCCAAAAUCGCGAACAAAAAUGUCACAUUCUUGGCAACCUUUGAUCGGAAAAUCGCGGUCGUCUCUCAGCCCGGACUAGAGAUAUCCGGCAUGUCCUGGAGAAAAAUUACUCUAAAUUUUUGGGAACCUUCAUCAAAAUCUGACCAUCGGCGUUGGAGUAUCAGUCUGUCGGGAAAAUAACGAGCUCAAUAUCGCGGCGCCGAUCGCAUCGCUGAAGUGAAAAGCAAUUUGAUUUUGCCGCGACACAACUCAUUUUCUCGGCGGCGAUGCAAUUUUGCAGCAGAGUGUUCAUUAUUUUCCCGACAGACUGAUAUCAAAUUUCGUUUCAGAUGAACAGGUCUACAUGAUGAAUGCUUUGGGGUCGUGUGGGAUCCCAGUCCCGGGGAUUGUGCGCACCAAGAAGGUGGACAAUUACGAGAUUGUAGAAAUGGUUGAUGGCAGUAAGUAAUCGUAGUUUCUUCGAUGUUCAAGAAGUAUUUGUUUGGUAAAAUACGGACAUUGGUUCUUCCAGUAAAACUUCCAAUAAGGCUCUUCGAAUUCGUCGAAGGACAAACACUGGAAUCGGUGGGAUUCAACGACGAAACGAUCUCCAUUAUAGGCGAACUUGUCGCUAAAUUCAGCAAUGCCUCGGAAUUUAAUCAAUGCCUGCAAGACACGAAGUUGUUUCGUCAGCAUCGGCCGCUGAUUUCCCUCGAAUAUUACAAGUAUUUGGAGAGGGAAAUUGACAAUUUAUUGGAGGCUGGAUUCAUGACUGCAGAGCAAGCUGAGGCCUGCCGUCGUGUUUUCAAGGAGCUGGAGGAGAAGAUUUUCUCGAAUUACGGUGAUUUUGAACAAGGUAACUUCCUGAUUUUUUUGUGUUUUUAUAAUGUGAAUUCCACCAAAAAUUUUUAUCACUCAGUCGGGAAAAUAAUGAGCAAAAUCUCACAGUGGCGUCGCUGAAGUGAAAAACAGUUUGAUUUUGCGGCGACACAAUUCAUUUCUCGGCGGUGAUGCGAUUUUCGAUGCGACAGAGUACUCAUUAUUUUUCCGACAUAGUGACAGUAAACCAAUUUUUUUAUCGAUAGAUGGGCACUUCGUAUUUUACAAAUAGAUUCCUCAUACUCCAUUCCAGGUCUAAUCCACUCCGACAUCAACGAAACGAACGUUUUGCUGAUCAGAGACAAGGACAACAAGCUCAAAGUCAGCGCUCUCCUCGACUUUGGCGAUGCGCACGUCUCACUUCGGCUUUUCGAAUACAGCUCCGCCAUUUUGUACAUAAUCUUGGGAAUGGGGUCCGAGGAUCAAGUUGAAGAUUGGAAGAGGGUUAUUCGCACCUUUUUCAGGGCCUUCAUCAAAGAGCGCAAGUCUGGAGAGUUCAUGAAUGAUGUGAGUUUAUUGCGGAAAUUUUUGAGCUGGACUGUGUCUGUGGUUACAGUAAAAUCUCGGUACAACGAAAAGCCCAAAAGCUUAGUAUCAGUCCGUCGGGAAAAUAGUGUGGAUAUGUCGCCAUAAUAAGUCUCGCCUCGUCGCUGUCGUGCACCAAAUAUCCAGCCGCGGCUGGUCGUCGCAAAGCGAUGAUGAGCUAUUCCAAAGCGCGACAAAUCCACAUUAUUUUCCCGACAGACUGAAAGUCGGUUCCCAAAGACGCUGCAGUGAUUUCGGCGACCUGCGAAAUAAUUCGGGGUGCGAGCGACAGCCCAAAAAAACCAUUUGCACGGUGCAUAAAGCAACAAAUUGCACAGUGCAAGGUGAACUUUUGUUUUCUCACAGACUGAUGGUCAAAAGACACUUUUUUUAUAUUUUUGGUCAUGCUACACGUCGCCAAAAGUGCGUGGAAUUUUCUGCGAAUCUUCACUGUGCAUUUUUUGCGUUACUUCAAAACUCGUUUUGCACCGUGCAUUCGACCAAAAAGUGGGAUUGCACCGUGCAAUUUUGUUCCUUUUGCAACACCUCCAAACUUCUCGAUAACAAACGGGUCCGUUGUACAGAGUGCGUCUAUGUUCAGCUUUUCCGUUUUUUGAAUGUUUGGGAUCCACUUCCCGUCAAGACAACUUUGUCAUUAACAGUUUUUUGUUUCCUUUUGCAUCACCUCCAAACUGCUCGAUAACAAACGGGUUCGUUUACAGAGUACGUCUGUGUUCAGCUCUUGUUUUUUGAAUGUUUGGGAUCCACUUCCGUCAAGAUAACUCCGUGAUCAAUGUCCGGGCGUAUUUUACACUGCUGGAACCAAAAAAAAUAUAAGAUUAAACUUUUAGAUUAAACAUUGUCAACUGGCGAUGCGAGCCCGACUUGUUGCAUCCUUGAUUUACGGACUACGCACGGUCCGCAUUAAUUACCGAAAGGAAGAUCCGUCGUAUAUCUUGAAGACUCAAUCCAAUGGCUGGGAUGUUUUGAGGGUGAGCUUCUUUCUACCGUGGAAGGUAUAAUAAUUUCUCCACAAAAAUUUUUUUUUUGUUCGCGAAACUGCAAAAAUAAGGCAGCUCUCCGCGUUCUGCGGGCUACAUGCCGCAAAGAUCCUUGAAUGUCACCAAAAAUGAAUUUUUCUUGACAUAAUUUUCGCCAUACACAUCAAAAACAGUGAAAAAACAAGGAACGAAUUGUCGCCGCAUUAUCGAGUCACAAAAGAAAACUUUUCCAGAAAAAAAGGUUUUUUCGCGAAAAAUAUUUUUUUCGAAGAGAAAAAUAAUUUUUCGGACUCGAUAAUUCUGUGGAACUUCGCAAAAAAUCAAUGAUCCGAGGUUCCUUGUUUUUUCAAUUUUCUGAAAGAAUUUUUUGACGUGUGUUAUCUCUCUGACCGCUCUCCGUGUUUUGCGGGCUGUCCCGGCCGCAAAGAUCGUUGAAUGUCACUGAAAAUGAGAUUUUUCGACUUAAUUUUGGCCAUAACUUUUGAAAUUUUUCGAUUUACCUUUUGCUUUUUGGUAAAUUUGACCUCUGCUUGGGGCCAAAACCUUGACUUGACUUUGCGGAUUUUAAAAAUUAGCAUAUGUAUGCCCUCUGCGAUUCAUGAUUUAUGAUGGGAUUCUUUUUCGACUUUUUGUUUCCACACAGAGUUCUACGCAAAAUUCGAGGAGCUUUGACCCUGCCUCGGCCCGUCCUACAUGGACGGUGUGUCAGGAAAGUAAUCUAAAAACAGCUGGCUCAUCCCGUUUCCGGCCCUCCGGGAUAAUGCGGGGCACGGUAUUUUUGAGCGGAAAUUGUCUCGGGUAAUUAGAUGCGUUAUACGGAUUAUAUGUGUGCAAAAAUUGAACGGGAUUGGGUCUUGGGGUCAUUUCCGCCGUUACUGUAACUUCUUUGUUUGUCGGGGAAAACAUUUUUUUUUGAUUAAUCGAGUGCUUGAAAUGCAAAGAUUACAAGAGCUCGAAGAGCGCGCUCAGAUUUUGAUAAAACUUUGCAUAAGUUUAGAUUAAUUUUGUCUAAGGAUUUGGACAACGUUUCAAUAAGAAACGACCAAGAUUUCUAGAUCAAAUUUCGACAAAAAUGUGGCGUUCUUUCUUUGAAGCAUACAAAAUUUAACACGCUUCUACCGUAGAAGCUAAGGUUUCAACAAAAAAUUAGGUACGGUGGCGGACCUAAUCCAGUGUCAAAAAACGUACCAUUUUGUAUCCGGGAAGUAUCAAAAACGCUGCAAAAUACCUUCCUUUCCAAGCUAAAAAACUCCGUUUUGAAAAGCCGCUCACAAAAAAAGCGGGCGUGCUAUUGAAAUUGAAGCCUUUUCACUUCUAAAAAGAGGUGUUUUGCUACAUUUUUGAUACUUCCUGGAUGCAAAAUGGUACGUUUUUUCACUGGAUCAUGUCCGCCGCUGUAAUCCACUGCCGCGGAAAGUCGCAAAGCGAUAAUGGGCGAUUCCAAAGCGCAACAAAUCCACAUUAUUUUCCCGACAGACUGAUAGUCACUCAAGAUCACUUUUCUCACAUUUUCAACGAUGUUGUCGCAAGAAAAUCCUUGCAAAAAUUGGACAAAUUUAUCUCAAAAACAAGUGUUUUCCAUCAUCUUGCAAUUGCAUGUAAUGUAAACAUCCUGUCCGCCCUCUCACGCCGGUCAUCAUGGCGUGCGGACUGUAAGUCACAUUACACUUGGCGAACGCAAAUCCCAACACCGGAUUAAUUAUCCAGAUGCACAACGGGCGGUAGCUAAAUCGGGGGGCCCGACGGACGUCAAUCGCGGCGUCGGGCGUUGUUUGUGUCGCUCCCGGAGCGGCCCCGCUUACGGUCGUCGUCGGCGGAAUUGCGUCGGCGGUAAUUUGCCUAAUGGCGCCCCAAUUUGGAGUUAUUUGGAGGGGCGGCGAAAGCGGAUCACGCGAAACAACAGCGAGUACUGUAGAUGAGAGCGGGGAUUCUUGAUUUGGAGGUAUUACUAGUCGGUUCGUAAAGUAGCUGGAAUGUUUUCGGCGACAUGCACUCCGCGAAACCAAAAGUUCACUUUGCACUGUGCAAUUUUUGGCUUUUUGCACAGUGCAAUAGGCUUUUUUGGGCUGUCGCCCGCACCCUGAGUUUUCUUGCACAGUGAACGUCGCCGAAAUCAUUCCAGCGACUUUACGAACGGACUAGUAUAUAUAGUACGGAAUCUGGAUUAUUUAUCCGUCUGUCGGGAAAAUAAUGAGCAAAAUGUCGCUGCGACGAUAGUGUCGCUGAAGAAAAAAGAAAUUUGAUCUUGCCGCGACACAGUUAAUUUUCUCGGCGUCGAUGCGAUUUUCUCUGCGACAGAGGGCUCGUUAUUUUCCCGGCAGAAUGAUAUUUCAAACAAAGUUUUACAAAAGAGGUACCCAAAGUGUGACCCUCAGAUUUCCUUUAAAUUUUGCACACACAUUUGAGCAUGGGGUAGAUAUCAGUCUGUCGAAAAAAUAAUGUGGAUUCGUUGCGCCUUGGAGUCACCGAUGAUCGCUCUGCGACGGCUAGCGGCGGCUGGAAAUUUGAUGUGUGACUGAAGCGAAGAAUUUUGACAUCUUUCUGCGACAAAUCCACAUUAUUUUCCCGACGACUUAUAGAAAUUUCAGGCAAAAUUAGCUCGCUCUUCCUCAGGCACAGUCGAGAAAUUCAAAAAUAUUUGCGGCCGAGUGAGUACGUAAAACGCGGAGAGCGGUCAGAGAGAAAAGAACUUUUUGGCUAUAUCUUUGCUGGUUUCGCGCGGAAAAACUUGAUUUUUUGUGGAAACGUUACCCUCUAUCGUAGAAAUAGGCAAGAAAUUUUUCAUGGUGAAAUUCGCAAAAAUUUUUUUUUUUGAUUUUUUGCCAAUUUUCGAGUUAAAAAUCUUGUAAGGAAAGCUCUAAAUUUGUGCCAAGUUUUAGCAAAAUCUGAGCGUCGCUCUUGGAUAUCUUGUAGCUUUCGUAUUUCAAGCACUUUAAUCAAAAAAAACCAUUUUUUUAAUUUGUUUUCCCUCAAAAAAUCGAGGGAAAAAGUCACAGUAAUCUCGGAAAUCCCCAUUUUUGCACCGAAUCCCGUUCAAUUUUUGCACCCAUGUAAUCCGCAUAACGCAUCCAAUUAUCCGCGACAAUUUCCGCCCCGAAAAUACCGCAUUAUCCCCGCCCGGAAUUGGGCCGGAAUCGGGAUCAGCCAGCUGUUUACGGGCUGCGGUGAUUAACAUUUUGUGCGUCUUCCAACACCCACAAGCCACGCCGCAUUAUCCGCGGAUUUGGGCCGGCGUAUUUCGGGGGCCGGAAAGCGGACCGGCAAGGCGGUAAUACGACGAUUAACCGCGCUCAAAUUGGAAAUUAAAAAUCGUUGGGCGAUAAGAAAGCAAUGGAAUUAAUCAUCUCGAAUCGGGGCCGACAACAAAGCCGAUUUGCACCCCACUUUUCUCCGAUAUAUUGUAAAAUAUAUUGGGGAUGAGGCGAUGAUUAGAGUGUGCAAAAACGCGGCCCGAAAAUUUGGGAAAUUAGAGAUUGUAAUUGCUCGUAAAUUAAAGGUUAAUCACGACGCCAUCGGCCGCACAUUGAGCCGGAUUAGCGGCCAAAGUGCGUGAAUGCUAAUUGAUUAACGUAAUUGGUGUUUUUAAUGGGGAAAUUGGGCUUUGUUGCGGAUUUAAAAUUACUGCGAGGUAGUACAAGUGCAACGCGCAGAUUUCGAUGAAACUUGGGACAAAUUUAGAAUAGUUUUUUCUAAGGCAUAUACGAGAUUUCAGGCUUGUUUUUUGCAGAAACUACCGGGAUUUUUUAUUCGAAAGUUGGCGAAAAUAUGACAAUUUUUUGCGAUUUUUUUUGUUAUGAAAAAUUUCAUACGUAUUUCUACUGUAGUGACUAAUGCUUCCGCAAAAAAAGCGAAGAUAUGGCCAAAAAUUUUUACUGUUUUAUAUCCUCUUAUUUCUUCACUUUUUACGUGUGUUUUCAUUGUUUAUUUUUUCAGUCUCUCAACGACAACGAUUUGGACAUCCCAAGUUUGAUACAGUAA